AUGGACAUUGAGGAAGGAGAAACUCAAAAGAGCUUCUACAGCAAAGGAUCUGUUGUGAUGAUGGUCAUUCUCUCAGGUCUUGCUAUCGGUUCUGAUGGAUACAACGCCGCCGUCAUCGGAAACGUCGAGCUUUUGCUUGCCAUCCUCUACCCAGAAUCAUUGACAAGCUCGAUCUAUACCCGUCUCUCGAAUGCUUUCUUGAUAGGCAUGAUAGUAGGCAUGCUGAUGUUCGGUGUCAUUGCUGACCAACUUGGCCGAAAAACUGGCGCCGUCGCAACGACUGUUCUGCUUGUCCUCGGUAUUGUGCUAUCAACCGCGGCGAAGGGCACUGAUGAGACUGGAAUGUUCUGGAUGCUAAUCAUCGCUCGUGGCAUUGCUGGUGUCGGUGCUGGUGGUGAAUAUCCAGUCAGUGGAGCUGGUGCGACCGAAGCGACCGACGAAAGUGCAGGUAUGCGCAAACACCGAGGUUUCAUGUUUGCCAUGAUUGCGGAUCUAUCAGCUAGCUUGGGAUAUGUCUUCGGAGGCCUGGUUCCGCUACUGCUUUUACUCUGCGUCAACCAAAGAGAGGAUAAAUACGAUAUUGUCUGGCGUCUCAGCUUCGCUUUGGGUUUGAUCCCGCCUGUCUCGAUCUUCUGGUUCCGGUACAAGAUGGCUGUUUCUACUGCCUAUCGCAAAGCAUCAAUGAGGAGACAAAAGGUUCCAUACCUCCUGGCCAUCAAGCGGUAUUGGCGACCACUACUCGGAGCAUCAUCGACUUGGUUCUUGUACAACUGGAUCGCUAUCCCUUUCGGUAUCUUCUCUGGAACCAUUACAAACAGAGUUAACGCAGGAGGCUCGCUCAUUACCAAUCUCGGCUGGGGCGUUGUGAUCAACUGCUUCUACAUCCCUGGUCCCUUUAUCGGCGGCUAUCUCUCCGACAAGAUCGGUCGUCGCAAGACCAUGGCACUGGGCUUCGCGAUGCAAGCGAUAUUAGGUUUUGUAUUAGGAGGAGCAUAUCACAAGAUUGUACCCAUAUUCCCGCUCUUUGUGGUCAUGUAUGGCGUAUUUCUCACACUCGGCGAAGUGGGACCUGGCAGCACUGUCGUUCUGGCAUCUUCAGAAAGUUUUCCCACCGCAAUUCGUGGACAAAUGAUGGGACUCUGUUCGGCAAUCUCGAAGGCAGGAGCAGCGAUCGGAACACAGGUAUUCACUCCCAUCACUGCAAACGCAGGCGACCAAGGUGCCUUUCUGGUCGGCUCUGCGUUUGCUGUCCUUGGUGCUUUGAUAGCAUUCUUCGUCAUUCCAGACGUAGGGAGGAAGCUGGAAAAUGAAGACGAAGCCUGGAAGAGAUAUCUGGAGGAAAAUGGAUGGGUUGCUGAUUGGGGUGACAACGAAACACAAGAUCCCAAGGGCAUAGUCGUUAAUCAGCAUGUCUCAUGA
This is a messenger RNA of Aureobasidium pullulans EXF-150, 1419 nucleotides long. Its product is annotated as major facilitator superfamily transporter. Lineage: Eukaryota; Fungi; Ascomycota; Dothideomycetes; Dothideales; Saccotheciaceae. The record is from RefSeq and is a predicted model, not a curated record. The transcript has 4 exons. Gene Ontology annotation, cellular component: plasma membrane. Gene Ontology annotation, molecular function: carboxylic acid transmembrane transporter activity. The coding region runs from base 1 to 1419 and encodes 472 amino acids. Gene Ontology annotation, biological process: transmembrane transport; carboxylic acid transport.